AUCCAUACCAACCGGCAGCGCGUUAAGAUGGCUGGCUAUGCCGCUGCUCCCAACGCCUUGCAGACACUUCAGGAGGAAGCGGUGUGCGCCAUCUGCCUGGAUUACUUCAAGGAUCCCGUGUCCGUUGGCUGCGGGCAUAACUUCUGCCGAGGGUGUGUGACGCAGCUGUGGGGCAAGGAAGAUGAUGAGGAAGUCAGGGACGAAGAGGAAGCUGAAUGGGAGGAGGACGAGGAGGCGGUGGGGGCCAUCGGUGGAUGGGGCAACUCCAUUCGAGAGGUUUUAUACCAGGGGAAUGCUGACGAGGAGUUGCUCCAGGACCAAGAGGAUGAUGAACUCUGGGACGGUGACGGUGGCGUAAGGGAUUGGGACAACGUGGAUUAUGUGUGGGACCAGGAGGAAGAAGAGGAGGAUACGGACUAUUACCUGGGAGGCGUGAGACAUGACCUGAGAGCUGACGUCUACCCAGAAGAAGAGGAGGAGAUAUUGGAAGAACACGAUGAGGACGCCCAAGAGCUGUAUCCUGACACUCACCGGCCUCCUCCCCCGGCCCCUCCACGGCAGUUCACCUGCCCCCAAUGCCAAAAGAGCUUUACGAGUCGCAGCUUUCGUCUCAACUUGCAGCUGGCCAACACGGUCCAGAUAAUUCGCCAGAUGUGCCCCACUCCUAAUCGAGGGAGCCAGGGGAAUGAUCAGGGCAUCUGCUCCAAACACCAAGAAGCUCUGAAACUCUUCUGUGAGGUGGACAACGAGGCCAUCUGUGUGGUGUGCCGAGAAUCCAGGAGCCACAAACAGCACAGCGUGGUGCCAAUGGAGGAAGUGGUGCAGGAGUACAAGGAGAAAAAAAUGGAGAAACUUGUGAAACCUUGCAUUCCGAAUGCUGCCACAAAUUUGAGAGGAAAUUGA
Molecule: messenger RNA, 903 nt
Organism: Balaenoptera musculus (blue whale)
Lineage: Eukaryota; Metazoa; Chordata; Mammalia; Artiodactyla; Balaenopteridae
Gene: TRIM52
Product: tripartite motif containing 52
Exons: 2
Coding region: 28-903 (291 amino acids)
Molecular function (GO): zinc ion binding
Source: RefSeq, a predicted model, not a curated record